This is a messenger RNA of Nycticebus coucang (slow loris), 1251 nucleotides long. RefSeq names its product COMM domain containing 9 (gene COMMD9). NCBI's taxonomy places the organism in Eukaryota, Metazoa, Chordata, Mammalia, Primates, Lorisidae. The record is from RefSeq and is a predicted model, not a curated record. The coding region runs from base 21 to 617 and encodes 198 amino acids. The transcript has 6 exons.
CUGUCACGUGAUCCGCGAAGAUGGCUGCGGUCUGUGCAGAGCAUUUUGCAGCGCUCCAGAGUCUGCUGAAGGCCUCCUCGAAAGAUGUUGUCAGGCAGCUGUGUCAAGAGAGCUUUUCCAAUUCGGCCCUUGGCUCGAAAAACCUCUUGGAUACUACGUGUUCCAGCUUGUCUGUGACCCAGGAGGAGGCAGAGCAACUGCUCCAGGCUCUGCACCACCUUACUAGGCUGGUGGUGUUCCGGGACCUGUCCUCUGCCGAGGAGAUUCUGGCUCUUUUUCCAGAAAACUUUCACCAAAACCUCAAAAACCUGCUGACAAAAAUCAUCUUAGAACACCUAUCUACUUGGAGAACUGAAGCCCAAGCAAAUCAAAUCUCUCUGCCACGCCUGGUUGACCUGGACUGGAGGGUGGAUAUCAAAACCUCCUCAGACAGCAUCAGCCGCAUGGCUGUCCCUACCUGCCUGCUCCAGAUGAAGAUCCAGGAAGAUCCCAGUCUGUGUGGAGACAAACCUUCCAUCUCGGCUGUCACCAUGGAGCUGAGCAAAGAAACACUGGACACUAUGUUAGACGGGCUGGGCCGCAUCCGGGACCAGCUCUCUGCGGUGGCCAGUAAAUGAUUCGACCAGCUGCAGGCAGGCACCCACUGCCCAGCUGCUCACGAGCACAAGGCACCACCCCGACGUGCGGGCUGCCCUGCAGCUGACAGCAGGCAGGAUGGUGAGGACGGAGCGGGUUACUGCCAUCUGGAAGGCACAGUGGAUCGGAAGGAAGCAGGCGGGCCCCUUGCUGUUCUCAUUCAUCUUCUUUCUCUUUCUGAGGCUGGCGAGCAGAAGCCCUCAUCUUUGAGAGGCUGCUGCACACAACUUAAUUACCGCUGUGGCAGUAUGAAGCAUGUGCUUCAUCGCUGCCUCUGCAUCUGUGUUUGGGCAGUUCAGGCCCAAAUUGUGGAGCUUAUCUAAUAAGGUUAUUUCCAACAUAAGCUCUAAUUAGUUCAUUUCCAACUCUGAAACACAUGGAGGGAGUCAGGUGAGUGAUGCCAGCAAAUCCCACAGGGUAGGGCUGCUGGAGCACGGCCCGUCCAGAGUGCUCCCUGGGCUCCCUCGGCCUUGCUGGACCACCUCCUCAGCAUAGGAAGUCCAAAAGGGGUGCUAAGUCCCUUCUUCAUGAAGCCAGGGGCUCCUUCCUUGAUAUCAUACAGCCGCUCUGGAGUGAAGAAGUGGGAACAAUGGGAAAUAAACAGUUCUAAACAUU